AUGGCAGCCUCAAAAGAAGAAGCAGAUUGGACAAAUCUUCCCAAGAAUAUCCAGGAUUUGAUAGCAGAGAAGUCUGUUCCUUCUAUUUCUCGAUUUGUUCAAUUCUGCCUUGUUUGCAAGACUUGGCUCACAACAAUCAUGGAGAGUCAUCUGUUACGCCGCCAGAUCUUGAAAAGAUGCCAUCGUCAAGUUCCAUUACUCAUGAUUCCCAUCAAAGACAAGAGUUCAGAAAGGCGUGUUUUGUACGACAUCAUCGACAAAAAACGUAUGAUUUGGAGUUGUCGGUGCUACAACAGAAGAUGCUGCGGUUCUUCGUACGGGUGGAUCGCUACUAUAGACCACACUUUAGCUAUUAAACUCAUAAACCCUUUCAAUGAUGACAUCAUUAAUCUUCCUUCGGUUGAUAUUUGUGCCAUUGAGUUUACCACCGAGGAAGAUGAAUAUGAGUUCUACGUCAAGAAGGUAAUAUUAUCGGAUGAUCCUUGCGUAAAUCCAAAUGAUUUUAUGGUUUUAGCACUUUUUGAGUGUUUGGGUUCAAUUAACAUCAUCCGGCCGGGUGAGAAAAGCUGGACUUACACUACGUCUGAUCUGGAAACGAUUGUAAAAGACGAUGUCAUCUUUGUUAAGGGUAAAGCCUAUCCUGUGGAUUGGAGGCUUGGAGUUAUAUCGGUCGAUGUCACAAACACAAACAGUAGUAGUUUCGUGGAGAAGAUGGUAGUACCACCUAAACAUGGGGAGUUGGUAUUGCAUCAACGUACAUUGUGGAAUCAUCCGAUGGUGAGAUUUUGAUUGUUCAAAGAUUUUAUAGGACUUCUGAUGAAGAGUAUGUGACUGUGCACCAUUGGACAGUAAACUUCAAGGUUUUUUAGCUGCAGCGACGUGCAGAUGACGAGGCAAGGCUUGUCGAGGCAAACAACAUUGGGGAGGAUGCAUUGUUCUUGGGCGACAAUUGCUCCAUCUCGGUCGUUGCUUCUCGAUUCCAUGGAUGGCGAUCCAAUUGCAUUUACUUUACGGAUGACGUUAUCCUCUUUGCUCAUCCAUUUCUUGCGUAUGGUCCAAUUGAUAUGGGCAUUUUUAGCUUGGAAACUGAUAGUUUUGAAGGAUAUUAUGAUCACGAUCCUUCCCAUUUAGAUAUGCCGCCUCCGUUCUUUAUUUCAUCUACAUUGGGUGAAAAUUAUAAUGGGAAAC
Hibiscus syriacus is the source of this 1188-nucleotide messenger RNA. RefSeq lists its product as uncharacterized. Lineage: Eukaryota; Viridiplantae; Streptophyta; Magnoliopsida; Malvales; Malvaceae. The record is from RefSeq and is a predicted model, not a curated record. The transcript has a single exon. Bases 1 to 789 code for a protein of 262 amino acids.